Trifolium pratense (red clover) is the source of this 1775-nucleotide messenger RNA. RefSeq names its product UDP-glycosyltransferase 74G1-like. The transcript is spliced from 2 exons. The record is from RefSeq and is a predicted model, not a curated record. Lineage: Eukaryota; Viridiplantae; Streptophyta; Magnoliopsida; Fabales; Fabaceae. Gene Ontology annotation, molecular function: UDP-glycosyltransferase activity. Bases 201 to 1652 code for a protein of 483 amino acids.
AGGGAUUAAUUUUUGUUGAAAAACUUAUAAAACACACAAGGUAACUUUUCCCUUUCAACCGAACUUUCCUAUGCAUAGGAGACUCCUUUUGGUAGCAGUCAAAAAUCGAACUUCUAACCAACUGCUUGAAGAACCCAAAACUCUUACCACUUUGAAGCAAUUAUAUUCUCUCUUUAUCAUUUACACCCUUCUUCAAAUAUAUGGUCUUUCUUUACUCUAAAACAAAACACAUUGAAGUAGAAAACAAAUACCACAAAGAAACCAAACACCCAAUGGAAAACCAAAGAAAAAACCAUGUACCACAUUGUUUAGUGUUACCAUAUCCAUUACAAGGCCAUAUAAAUCCUAUGCUCCAAUUCUCUAAACGUUUAGUUCAACAAGGAGUAAAAGUAACACUAGUAAACACAAUUUCCAUUUGGAACAAAAUCAACAAAAACAACCUAGAUCUCAAUUCAAUUGAAAUUGAAAGCAUCUCAGAUGGUUAUGACAAUGGAGGACUUUCAUCAGCAGAAAACAUGGAAUCUUACAAAGAAACUUUCUGGAAAAUUGGACCAAAAACACUUUCUCAACUUCUUCAAAAACUUCAAAGUUCAAACAACCCUGUUGAUUGUGUUAUCUAUGAUGCUUUCUUACAUUGGACUUUUGAUGUUUCCAAGAGUUUUGGAAUCCCUGUUGGUGUUUUCUUAACUCAAGCUUGUUCUGUUAAUAAUAUCAAUUUUCAUGCUUUUGAGAAAUGGAUUGAGUUACCAAUUUCAAAGAGUGAAAUUAUUUUGCCUGGAUUGCCUAAGCUUGAAGCUUCUGAUUUGCCAUCUUUCUUGUAUCAAUAUGGAACCUAUCCUGGUUACUUUGAUAUUCUUACAAACCAAUUUUCAAAGAUUGAUCAAGCUGAGUGGGUUCUUGUCAACACUUUUUAUGAACUUGAGCCAGAGGUUGUCGAUUGGUUGGCGAAGAAAUGGCGAUUAAAGACGAUAGGACCAUGUGUUCCAUCCAUGUUCUUAGACAAAAGACUCAAAGAUGACAAUGACUAUGGGAUAAGCACUUUUGGUCCAAAUUCUGAAGCUUGCAUCAAAUGGCUAGAUAAUAAACCAAAAGAUUCAGUUGUCUAUGUCUCUUUUGGAAGUUUGGCAGGUCUAAGUGAGGACCAAACAAAGGAAAUAGCUUAUGGAUUAAGAGAUUGUGAAAUGUAUUUCAUAUGGGUUGUUAGAGAUUCAGAAAAGGGAAAGUUUCCAAAAGAAUUUUUGGAUUUAUCAUUAGAGAAAGGAUUAAUUGUCAAUUGGUGUCCACAACUACAAGUGUUAACACAUGAAGCUGUUGGUUGUUUCGUGACACAUUGUGGUUGGAAUUCGACAUUGGAAGCUUUGAGUGUUGGAGUUCCUGUUAUUGCGAUGCCACUUUGGACCGAUCAAAUCACAAAUGCAAAGUUUAUUGUUGAUGUAUGGAAAAUUGGAGUUAAAGGUAUUGCUGAUGAGAAAGGGGUUGUUAGAAGAGAAACAAUUAAGGAUUGUAUAACGGAAAUAAUGGAGACGGAAAAGGGAAAUGAAAUGAAGAAGAAUGCCGUUAAUUGGAAGAGUCUCGCCAAGAUAGUGGUUGAUGAAGGUGGAAGUUCUGAUAAGAAUAUUGUUGAGUUUUUGAAUGAAUUGACACUCCGCUAAGUUACAUAGCUUGUACCACAACUAAAAGGAUUUUCCGUAGUUCGGAUGUUCCUGCAUUUGUUGUUAGUGUAUUGAUAAUCGUUUGAUUGAUCAAUUACAAUUUACAAAUUACGCAGAUUUUCA